AUGUUUUCAGAGGGUUGCCCCAAGCCUGUGGAUCUUGCCUUACUCGUUGAUGCAUCAGGUAGUAUAAGCAGAAGAAACUUUGCCCGAUUUAAAAUUUUUCUCAAGCGGCUAGUGGACGAGUUCGACAUAUCUGAGAGUGGUACUCACGUGGCUCUAGUCGAGUACAGUACAGAAGCGUCAGUCCAGCUAAAGUUUAACGAUUUCAGUGGCGCGUUCCUAAACGCAGCCAACGUGAAGCGGCGUAUUGAUCAAAUUCCUCAUAAUCGAGGACUUACAUAUAUCGACAAGGCUUUGAGUUUGACCAACAGUGAAGUCUUUACUGCCGAAGGGGGAAUGAGGCAGAACGUGACUAAGGUAGCUAUCGUCAUGACUGACGGUGUGCAAACAGUUCCAGACAGCAGUUCAGAAUCAAGCACAGAGAUAUUAGACUCUGCAGUUCAGCCAGUGAAGGACAAAGGCGUAGAGGUCAUGUCAAUUGGAAUCGGAAAAGGCAUCGUACUAGUGGAUUUGGUUACUCUGGCUUCGGACGAUACCGGUGUCUUUUUGGCAGAGAGCUUUGCAGCCCUAGAUGAGAUUGCAACAGAUAUAAUAGAGGGGAAAUGUCCAGUCGACGGUCAGUGGUCGAACUGGGAGAAAUGGACCGAGUGCACUGAGACUUGCGGUGGUGGCACAAGAAAGCGGAUCCGAAAGUGCAACAACCCGGCUCCAGCAAACGGAGGGGUUAAAUGCCCAGGGCCAGCUGAACAAGAAGAGGCUUGCAAUGAAGAUCCUUGCCCAAUUGACGGCAACUGGUCCGACUGGGGAAACUGGUCUGGUUGUCCUGUAACCUGUGGAGGUGGAGAGCAGAUAAGAACGCGAACUUGCACCAACCCCCCUGCUGCUUUUGGUGGGGCACCAUGCCCUGGGGAGCCUGAAGAACGUCGACUGUGCAACAAGAAUCCUUGCCCAGUUGACGGCAAUUGGUCUGACUGGAAUGAGUGGAGCGAUUGUCCUGUGACAUGUGGAGGAGGCGUGCAGGAGAGAACGAGAACCUGCACCAAUCCCCCUGCGCAGUUCGGGGGAAAGACAUGCCCAGGAGAGAGUGAGGAAACAAGAGCGUGCAAUGAAGACCCUUGUCCAAUUGAUGGUAACUGGUCCGAUUGGAAUGAUUGGAGGGACUGUCCAGUAACGUGUGGAGGUGGAGUCCAGGAAAGAUCAAGAACUUGUACCAAUCCUCCAGCGCAAUUCGGAGGAAAGCCUUGCCCUGGGGAGAGCGAAGAAACCCGUGCUUGUAAUGAAGAUCCUUGUCCAGUCGAUGGUAACUGGUCUGACUGGAAGGAAUGGAGCGAUUGUCCUGUCACGUGUGGUGGUGGAGUCCAGGAAAGGUCAAGAACUUGCAGUAAUCCACCGGCGCAAUAUGGAGGAAAGCCAUGUCCUGGAGAGAGCGAAGAAUCAAGGGCUUGCAAUGAAGACCCUUGUCCAAUUGAUGGUAACUGGUCUGAUUGGAAUGAAUGGAGCGAUUGUCCCGUCACAUGUGGUGGUGGUGUCCAGGAAAGAUCAAGAACUUGUAGCAAUCCACCGGCGCAAUUUGGAGGAGAGCCUUGUCCUGGAGAGAGUGAGGAAUCGAGAGCUUGCAAUGAAGACCCUUGUCCAAUUGAUGGUAACUGGUCUGAUUGGAAAGAAUGGAGUGAUUGUCCUGUCACUUGUGGUGGUGGAAUGCAGGAAAGAUCAAGAACUUGUAGCAAUCCACCAGCGCAAUUUGGAGGAAAGCCUUGUCCUGGAGAGAGCGAAGAAUCGAGAGCUUGCAAUGAAGACCCUUGUCCAAUUGAUGGCAAUUGGUCCGACUGGAAGGACUGGAGUGAUUGCCCAGUCACAUGCGGUGGCGGAGUACAGAAUCGAUCUAGAACCUGUACCAAUCCCCCCGCUCAAUUCGGAGGAAAGCCAUGCCCUGGGGAGAGUGAUGAAACAAGAGUGUGCAAUGAAGACCCUUGUCCAAUUGAUGGAAACUGGUCCAAUUGGGGUCCUUGGAGCGAGUGUACGGUCACGUGUGGUGGUGGUAAACAGAUCCACACUCGUAGUUGUACUAAUCCCCCGCCGGCAAAUAAAGGACUACUUUGUAUUGGUGAAAGCGAGGAGUCACGGGAAUGUAACAUUGACCCGUGUGGAAGACCCGCAGAGAUAACACACAUAAAUACGUCAAUUGCCUCGACCGUGGUUGGGGGUAAAGUGGAGUUACAGUGUGUUUCCGACGGGGAUCCCACACCCACAGUUACGUGGUACAGUCCUAACGGUACCGAACUGGUCACCAUCACAGGAGACAGCACAAUAUUUAUUGUGGUAGAUGGUCCAAGCGACUUUGGUGACUACCGAUGUAAGGCUUACAAUGGAUUCGGUCCACCAGUUGAGAGAGUAGUAUCUGUGGAUCCUAUCGUACCACAGAAGGUUGGACCUCCAGGCGAUCCCGGACCUAAAGGCGACAAGGGUGAUAAAGGCGGGCCAGGACCCCCCGGAUCACAAGGUGACCGCGGAGUGAAGGGUCAACCGGGCGUUGACGGUCCUAAAGGACCCCGUGGGCCGCCGGGGCCCCCGGGGCCUCCUGGAAAAGUUGUUUUAAAUUUCACUGGACCUGAUAUUGGGCCACUCGAGGGCAGGGUGGUUCCGGGUGGCUCUAAAGGACCUAAUGCUGGAUUCAUUACAGUGAAAGGAGAAGCAGGAGAGCCGGGGUCUCGUGGAGUAGCGGGAACUCCGGGUUACCGUGGGCCAGACGGCACGCCAGGGGAGAAAGGACAAAUGGGGCCUGAAGGAGAGAGAGGAAUAUCGGGCGCACCUGGUUUACCAGGCCCUCCAGGUUUGCAGGGAAGAAAUGGAGAGGAUGGUGCUCCUGGUCCCACGGGUGAGCCUGGUGAGACUGGUGUCCAAGGAGAACCGGGACCUGUUGGGAACCCAGGUCCCAUUGGUUUAUCUGGUAUCAAAGGCGAUAGGGGAGAACAAGGUGAACCAGGAGAAGUAGGAGAUCAGGGUAAAUUUGGACAAACGGGAUUUGAUGGAAAACCUGGUCGAAAUGGCGUCAAUGGGAGGAAGGGAGAACAGGGACUCCCGGGUCCGCUUGGGCUUCCGGGACUCAGAGGUUCACUUGGUCAACAAGGUCUACCGGGCGGGCCAGGACCAGAAGGACCAGCGGGUGCUCCCGGAGAAAUAGGUGAACCAGGAAAUGCUGGAGCUCCUGGACUGAAAGGCGACAGAGGGCAACCUGGGUUACGUGGGAAACGCGGUUCAAACGGGGAAACUGGGCCCAGUGGACCUACUGGACAGAAAGGAGACUCGGGUGAAAAAGGUCGACGUGGCCAAACGGGACAACCUGGUGCCAAAGGAGCGACGGGUCUCGUCGGCAACAUGGGCCUCAGAGGAGAACAAGGGAAGGAGGGCACUCCGGGAAUCGAUGGUCAACCAGGCUCGGAGGGAGGAAGAGGAGAGAGGGGCCCCCCAGGAACAGCAGGACCAAGAGGAAGACUAGGAGCGAAAGGAAAUCGGGGUCCUUCAGGGCAGAUUGGAGCCCCUGGUCCAAUUGGCUCGCGUGGAAAAAAGGGUUCUAGAGGACGACGAGGAGCAAGAGGCCUUCCUGGUGAGAUGGGCCCAGAGGGACUUCAAGGUGAAGUUGGUUACCAUGGAGCUUUUGGUCUGGCAGGGAAAAAGGGCAACGCUGGAUUACCAGGGAUAGACGGAAUUCCUGGAACCAAAGGAGAUCAGGGAUCUCCUGGAGUGGCUGGAAAUCCUGGGAGCCCUGGAAUGAGGGGGAUUGGUGGACAGAGAGGAAGAGCAGGGAAUCCGGGGGCGAUUGGAUCAAAGGGCUUACCAGGGGAGGAUGGCACUCCGGGAAGAACAGGAGAUACCGGUCUACCAGGCAUUAAUGGCUCACCUGGCCUUCGAGGAGCAAAGGGAACAAUGGGCCAACAAGGUAAAGAUGGAUCGUCAGGCCGUGUGGGAUCGAGAGGACCAAAGGGUGAUAAUGGUGCUAAAGGCUCGACUGGGACACCCGGAAGAACAGGAAGAGCUGGGCGUCGUGGUGAACGAGGCAUGAUGGGUCUCCGAGGUUUACAAGGACCUGUGGGAGUAGCUGGAGUUCCUGGCCCUAUGGGCAACACUGGACGUCCCGGUCUCCGGGGACGAACAGGAGAACGUGGAAAGGACGGUAAAAUUGGUCAGCUGGGUGACCGUGGUCCAGUUGGUAAACCUGGGCUGCCUGGACCCCAGGGCCCACCUGGAAAAGUUGGCAAAGCUGGAAGUAAUGGCGAAGAUGGAGCUCCGGGCGGGGCAGGACAACGUGGAUCUCGAGGUCGAAAUGGAAAUUCAGGCUCACCUGGUUGGCCGGGGUUACGUGGGUUUUCUGGAAAAAGAGGAUCGAAAGGAGAAAAGGUGUCAAUUAAGGAUUGUAUCUAG
Pocillopora damicornis (cauliflower coral) is the source of this 4416-nucleotide messenger RNA. RefSeq lists its product as uncharacterized. Gene Ontology annotation, cellular component: extracellular matrix. The record is from RefSeq and is a predicted model, not a curated record. Lineage: Eukaryota; Metazoa; Cnidaria; Anthozoa; Scleractinia; Pocilloporidae.